UUUGACAAGAUGAAUUCUAACAUUUUUGUGGUUGUUUUCCUCAUUUUCGCUCUCAGCGAAUUGGCAGCGGGUCAAUCUUCUGCUGAUAUGGCAGCCUACAAGCAAAUCCAACAGGCUUGUAUCAAGGAGCUGAAUAUAGCCGCCAGCGAUGCCAAUUUGCUGACCACAGACAAGGAAGUGGCCAACCCCUCGGAGGCGGUCAAGUGCUAUCACAGCUGUGUCUACAAGAAAUUGGGAUUACUAGGAGCCGAUGGCAAGCCGGAUACCGAUAAGAUCGUUAAGUUUGCCCAACUACGUUUCAGCAGCGCCCCAAUUGACAAACUGAAGAGCUUACUUAAUAGCUGUGGAGCCACCAAAUCAGCUACCACCUGCGAUUUUGUCUAUAACUACGAAAGAUGUGUGGUCAAGGGAUUCAGUUCCUAAAAGGGAGAUCCUUUCAAUUAGUAAUAGGCAUUCCUGCUUAAAACAAUAAAUUUAUGUUCAAGUGUUCAACGCA
Molecule: messenger RNA, 496 nt
Organism: Drosophila eugracilis
Lineage: Eukaryota; Metazoa; Arthropoda; Insecta; Diptera; Drosophilidae
Gene: Obp56b
Product: general odorant-binding protein 56a
Exons: 2
Coding region: 10-423 (137 amino acids)
Biological process (GO): sensory perception of smell
Molecular function (GO): odorant binding
Source: RefSeq, a predicted model, not a curated record